AUGGCGCUUUCUUUCCCUUUCUCUGCAUCGAGCUUCUGCUUGAAAUCUAAGACUAUCCAUCACAUUAAGCCUUCUCCCACACUAUUCCCAACAUUAGCUACAAAAUGUCUGAGGAGUCCGAUCAUAAUGAAUAAGGCCCUGGUCUCCACUAGUGUUGAAGGUCUGACUCGCCGCAGAGCCAAUCAUCAUGCAAACUUGUGGGACGAUGAUUUUAUACAAUCUCUCCCAAACCUGCCUUAUGAUGCCCCUUACUAUCGCGAGCGUGCUGAUAAACUUGUUGGGGAGGUCAAAGGGAUGUUCAAUGCAGUGGGUGCUGCGGAUUCUUCUACUGAAAAUAUUUUGAAACGCCUUGAAAUGGUGGAUAAAGUUGAACGCCUCGGAAUCGGGCGAUACUUUCAAGUCGAAAUAGCAGAAGCACUCGAUUACGUUUAUAGGUUUUGGAAUGAGAGCAGUAAAGAUCUGAAUAUUGCAGCUUUGGGACUUCGGAUCCUUCGACUUCACAGAUAUCCCGUUUCUUCAGAUGUGUUAGAAAAGUUCAAAGACAAAGAUGGAAACUUCUUGUGUUGUAUCGCUGAAUCAGAGGAGGAGAUAAAUAGUAUUUUAAAUCUGUUUCGAGCUUCAUUGAUUGACUUUCCAAAUGAAAAAACAAUGGAUGAAGCUAAAUCCUUCACUACUGUGUAUUUAAAUCAAAUCUUGCAAAAGACUCACACUUUUGGUGCCAAUCUUCUACAAGAGAUAACAUAUAAUUUAGAGUAUGGUUGGCGCACAAAUUUGUCCAGAUUGGAAGCAAGGAAUUAUAUUGAUAUUUAUGGAGAAAAAAGUUCAUGGCUCAAGAACAUGAAUAAUCAGAAGAUUUUACAUUUGGCUAAAUUGGAUUUUAAUAUUAUGCAAUCAUUAUAUCGUUCAGAGCUUCAAAUGAUCUCUAGAUGGUGGAAGGAUUCAAAAUUAUGUAAGUUGGACUUUUGUCAUCACAGACAAAUCGAAUAUCACUUUUCAGGAUGUGCAAUUACUGUAGAACCUAAACAUUCGGCUUUUAGAAUUGCCUUGGCAAAAUUUUCUACCCUUGCAACAUGUAUCGAUGAUAUCUAUGAUACCUAUGGAACUCUUGAUGAGCUUGAACUUUUCACUAAGGCCGUUAAAAGGUGGGAUUCUCCUUCUACAGUUCAGCUUCCAGAAUAUCUAAAAAUUGCAUAUUGUGCACUCUAUGAUGCAAUCAAUGAAAGUGCACGAGAGGCAGAUAAGAUUCAGGGAAGAGACACUCUCCACUACGCUCGAAAAGCGUGGGAUGACUAUUUAGAUUCUAUGCUACGAGAAGCCAAGUGGCUUGCCACUAGACAUAUACCAAAUUUUCAGACAUAUUUAAAAAAUGGGAUAGAGAGUUCAGCCUCUCUUACAGCUACAUUGCAAGCACUAUUAACAUUAGACAAAAUUUCAGAAAAUGACCUUCAAAAAGUUGAUUAUCCAUCAAGGUUCAAUGAUCUUUUGGGAUUGACACUUAGACUAAGAGGUGACACUAGAACGUUCAAGACUGAGGCAGAUCGAGGAGAAGUUGCUUCAUCCAUAGCCUGCUAUAUGAGAGAUAAUCCAGAAUCUAGUGAGGAAGAUGCAUUGAAGUGUAUCAAUUUUAUGUUAGAAGAACAUCUAAAAGAAUUAAACUUGGAGUAUUUGAAGCAUGAUAAUGUUCCAAUUUGCAUCAAAGAUUUUGCCUAUGACAUGUCAAGGUGCUUCCAGGUUUUCUACAAAGAGAGAGAUGGAUUUAGCAUUUCUAGUAAAGAUAUGAGGGAUCAUGUGAAAGAAAUUCUUAUUGAUCCCAUAAAGAUGUAAUAUUAUAAUUUGUGGACUUUGUUAUGACUACGAAGUAUUGUGGAGAUCUCCAUUCAUCACUUCUUCAUUUGAUUAUCUCUUUUUUGGAGAGGACUUUUGUCCCAUAGGGUUUUCUCCUUUUCUC
This is a messenger RNA of Cryptomeria japonica (Japanese cedar), 1948 nucleotides long. RefSeq names its product alpha pinene synthase, chloroplastic-like. The transcript has 10 exons. The record is from RefSeq and is a predicted model, not a curated record. NCBI's taxonomy places the organism in Eukaryota, Viridiplantae, Streptophyta, Pinopsida, Cupressales, Cupressaceae. Gene Ontology annotation, molecular function: terpene synthase activity; magnesium ion binding. Bases 1 to 1824 code for a protein of 607 amino acids. Gene Ontology annotation, biological process: diterpenoid biosynthetic process.